This is a messenger RNA of Aricia agestis (brown argus), 1001 nucleotides long. RefSeq names its product insulin-like growth factor. The transcript has 6 exons. Gene Ontology annotation, cellular component: extracellular region. Gene Ontology annotation, molecular function: hormone activity. Lineage: Eukaryota; Metazoa; Arthropoda; Insecta; Lepidoptera; Lycaenidae. The record is from RefSeq and is a predicted model, not a curated record. The coding region runs from base 134 to 778 and encodes 214 amino acids.
AGUAGCGCCACUGAACGACGCUCGAGCGUGCCCGGCGCGACACGACUGCGCCCGCUGACCGCGCGCCAAACCGCGACAGUGCGUUCUCGCUUAAUUGAAUGUCUUCUUGGAAUUACACAAAUCUAAAGUGAAGAUGAAGCAGCUAGUGCAAGUGGCCGUGAUAUACUUGGCGAUGGUGCUGGAGUGCGAGGGGACGUCCAUGGCGUUCAAGCUGUGCGGGCGGGACCUCGGAGACAUCAUGACCAGGGUCUGCCACGCGUACAACAGCCCGGCCUGGGACGUACCCACUGUGGUAGAGCAGCCCGCGUCUGCGGUGCGGCGGCGGCGGCGGACGGGCAUCGCGGACGAGUGCUGCGUCUACGGCUGCACGUGGGAACAACUCGAAUCCUACUGCUCGGUUAAAGCCAAAGAGGAGUCGCCGUUCGAGCUCAUGGAGGAGCACAUGAUAGCGGAUCGCUCGGCGGAGCAGGCGGUGGCAGCGCCAGUGGCGGUGGCGGAAGCGGGCGCGAAAGCGGCAGCGGGGGCGGGGGCGCGGCGCGAGGUGGGCCGACGCAGUCGCGGGUACGGGCGCGCGCGGGGCCGCUGUUGGUGCCGGCGCAAGCGGCGCUCGGGCCGUCGGCGGACCGCUCUCAUGGGUAACAUGGGCUUCAUAAAAAAUGUCGUUCGCGCUGCGCCCAUCCUCGGCACCGUGUCGCCGCUGCUCGCGUGGGGCCGCACGCUCAACACCGACCUGCCCACUGACAGAGACCGCUACGCCUACAUAGCGGUCUACACGUAAUCCGCUCCACGUGUACUCUAUUUCAAUUCAUUUGAAUCAAAAUAUAAACAAGCUACGCGUACAUACCAGUGUAUACUUAAACCUCCAAGCUCAGUGUGGACUGCCCAUUGUCAUACUGCUGUAUUACCCGCGAAAUAAAUGUCCAAAAUUAUAUUUACAUUUGUAUAACAAUGAAUUGAAACGUACAAUACGGAGAUCACUACUUACCUAAUAGGCUCACACC